Messenger RNA from Pseudonaja textilis, 1717 nucleotides. Lineage: Eukaryota; Metazoa; Chordata; Lepidosauria; Squamata; Elapidae. The record is from RefSeq and is a predicted model, not a curated record.
AGGGAGCCCCGCCGCUGCCCAUGGUGCUGAGCCUGCUCCUCUCGGCCUACGAGCUGUGCCGCCUGGCCAUGCCGGAGCCGGCGGCGUCGGCGUCGGCGGGCGGCGCGGGCUGGUGGGCGGAGGGCCUGGGCGGCGCCGACCUCCCGCCCGGCCUGGGCUCGGCCAUCCAGGCGGCCCUAGAGCGGAGCCUGCCCGAGCUGCACCAGGCCGUCUCGGCCGCCAAGCAAGCGGCCGGGCCGGGGGACCUGCAGGCGCGGCUGGGCGCCAUCCGGGCGCUGGUGGAGGAGGCCUGGGGGCUGCCGGCCGUGGGCCGCCCGGUGGCCCAGGGGCUCUGCGACGCGCUGCGCCUGGAGGGCGGCCUCGACCUGCUCCUCGACCUCCUGCGCGGCGCGGAGCCCGAGAGCCGGCAGCGCGCGGCGGAGCUGCUGGAACAGGUGCUGGUGGCCGAGAACAGGAACCGCGUGGCCCGGAUCGGCCUGGGGGUGGUGCUGAGCCUGGCCAGGGAGCGGGAGAGCCUCCCGUUGGCCCGCAGCACCUCGGGCAUCCUGGAACACAUGUUCAAGCACUCGGAGGAGACCUGCUUCCAGCUGAUCGCCCACGGGGGCCUGGACGCCAUCCUCUUCUGGUGCCGCUGGAGCGACCCGCUGGUGCUUCGCCACUGCGCCGCCGCCUUGGCCAACUGCGCCAUGUACGGCGGGCAGGCCAACCAGCGGCGGAUGGUGGAGAAGAAGGCGGCCCAGUGGCUCUUCCCGCUGGCCUUCUCCAAGGAGGAUGACCUGGUCCAGUUCCAGGCCUGCCUGGCCAUUGCCGUGCUGGCCACCAACAAGGAGAUCGAGAAGGAGGUGGAGAACUCGGGCACGCUGGCCCUGGUGGAGCCCUUCAUCGCCACCCUCGACCCGGGGCGCUUCACCCACAGCUGGCUGGGCAGCAGCGACAACAGCCAGGGCCGGACGGCGGACGACCUGCAGUGCCUGGUGCCCCUGCUGGACAGCUCCCGCCUGGAGGCCCAGUGCAUCGCUGCCUUCUACCUCUGCGUGGAGGCCGCCAUUAAAGCCCGGCAGAAGAAGACCGAGAUCUUUGCCGAGAUCGGGGCCAUCCAGAGCCUGAAGAGGAUCGUCUGCUACUCGGCCAAUGGUACCACCUCCAUGCUGGCCAAGCGGGCGCUGUGCACCAUGGGCGAGGAAGUGCCCCGGAGGCUCCUGCCCACGGUGCCCAACUGGAAGACCCCCGAGGUGCAGAAGUGGCUGCAGCAGAUUGGCUUCGUCAAGUACUGUGCCCGCUUCCUGGAGCGCCAGGUGGACGGAGACUUGCUCCUGAGGCUCUCGGAGGAAGACCUGCUGUCCGACCUGGCCAUGAGCUCCAGCAUCACCCGGAAGCGGUUCUUUCGGGAGCUGACGGAGCUGAAGACCUACGCCAACUACUCCACCUGCGACCGCAGCAACCUGGCUGACUGGCUGGCCAGCGUCGACCCCAAAUUCCGCCAGUACACCUACAACCUGGUCACCUGCGGCAUUGACCGGAACUUCCUCCACCGCGUCACGGAGCAGCAGCUGCAGGACGACUGCCACAUCAGCCUGGGUUUCCACCGCGUCCGAAUCCUCUCUGCUGCCCGGGAGAUGCUCCACUCGCCUCUGCCCUGCAACAGCCGGAAGUCUGCCUUGGAGGGCACGGACGUCUUCAUCAGCUACCGGCGGCGUACGGGGUCUCAGCUGGCCAG